Messenger RNA from Penaeus indicus, 1406 nucleotides. RefSeq names its product synaptotagmin-10-like. The record is from RefSeq and is a predicted model, not a curated record. NCBI's taxonomy places the organism in Eukaryota, Metazoa, Arthropoda, Malacostraca, Decapoda, Penaeidae. Bases 116 to 1402 code for a protein of 428 amino acids. The transcript has 10 exons. Gene Ontology annotation, molecular function: phosphatidylserine binding; clathrin binding; calcium ion binding. Gene Ontology annotation, biological process: regulation of dopamine secretion; cellular response to calcium ion; calcium ion-regulated exocytosis of neurotransmitter. Gene Ontology annotation, cellular component: synapse; plasma membrane; exocytic vesicle.
CUUGGCUCUCGUUACGAAAGGGUGUCUCGCGAUGUCAGCCACAGUUGAUUAAGACCUGGAGCUGCUAAAUCCCUUAAUCAACGGGAAAUUAGUCGACUUCGGACACGAAAGGAAAAUGCCUGAAGCGAGCAGUAACACCACAUGGGCGAUUGUGGGCGCCGGUAUGAGCGUGGCGGUGCUCAUGGCGGUGGUGGCGGUGUGGGCGGUGCAGCGGUUUCGCCACAAACGGAGGGCUGAGAAGCAGUUGGAAGGAGUGAGGCUGGUCAUGAAUAAAUCGCCGUACGACCCGAGCCAACAGGUCCUUGUUCCGACGCAGGUGGGAUGGCGCAGAGAUAGCGUGGCAGACGGGAUGCUGGCAGUGCUGGAAAGUGCCAGGAGGUCCAAGUCAGCGGAGUGCCUGCCGCUUGAGGUCGAAUCAGUCUCCAGUCGGGUCGAGGAGCUGACAUCCAGAAAGAGGUUCCUGUCGACGACGUCACUCAACAUCGACAUUUACAACGAGGAAUCGACACAGGAGGAAUCACAGUCAGAUUUCAGUGUCAAACGCAACCCGUACGUAGAAUUCACCUUACUAUGGACCUCGUGUAAUUCCACCUUCACUGUAUACGUCCUACGGUUAACGAACCUGCCGCCGAAAUAUGUCGGUUGUAGCUGUUCUUUGAUCAUAAAGCUGGUUCGUCCGAAGAUUACAGUGAGCAAGACAUCCGUCAGGCUACAGAAUGUUGAUCUGAACCCCGAGUAUUCCCAGGUGUUUACUUUUGCAGACGUGAGCCUCCAGGACCUCCAACUUAGCGACCUCAAGUUCGAGGUCAUAGCGAGGAGAAGCGGUCAUCUGCUGAAUAAGCCCGUAGCCGACCUCCUCGUGCCCUUGAGCAAGGUCAAACUCGAGGCGGAUAAACCAGUCACAGCCUUGGAGCCUUUGUGCCUGAGGAAGAAGGACGCAGCUCCAGACCGGAACGGGCGAAGAGCCUCGGAUGCGAACUGGGGCGAAAUCCAGGUCCUGGCCCAGUACAAGGAGACCGGGAGCUCGCAGGGAAGGGUCAAGGUCGUGGUUCUGAAGGCGCAGAGCACGGUGGUCAGCGCCAAGAAUUCGGGCGAGUACCACGUGGAAGUGAUCAUGAGGAGAGGCGAAGAGAUCCAGGAAGUGACCACCACAAAAGCGGCGCUCGGACUGAAGCCGGUGUGGAAUGCGCCCUUUAUCUUUGAUGUGUCGCAGGAGAAGAUAAACGAGCACUGGAUAGAGCUGAACCUGGUACGGCUGGGAUGGACCAAGAGGAAGGCGACCCUCGGCCAAGCCUUCCUCGGUCUGGGCACGACGCCAAGGGGCUCCCAGCACUGGCAGAGUAUUGCCGAGUGCCCGGGCCGGGAGGUGACCCUGUGGCACCCGGUGGUUCAAGAGGAGUGACGGA